Molecule: messenger RNA, 1587 nt
Organism: Erythranthe guttata (spotted monkey flower)
Lineage: Eukaryota; Viridiplantae; Streptophyta; Magnoliopsida; Lamiales; Phrymaceae
Molecular function (GO): nucleic acid binding; RNA-DNA hybrid ribonuclease activity
Source: RefSeq, a predicted model, not a curated record
AUGGAUGCAUCGCAAGGAUAUCACCAAGUCAGACUAGACACCAUAGACCAACCUAAGGUUAGUUUUAUCACAUCAGGAGGCACAUUCUGUUAUCAAGUUAUGCCGUUUGGUUUAAAAAAUGCGGGUGCGACAUACCAAAGGCUAGUAGACAAGGUGUUUGCUAAGCAAUUAGGGCGAAAUCUAGAGGUGUAUGUAGAUGACAUGCUAGUAAAAAGUCGCAAGGCCACAUCACACAUAGAUGACCUCGCGGAAACCUUCUUAACGCUGCGGAGAUAUGGCAUGAAGCUGAACCCUGCUAAAUGCUCUUUCGGAGUCUGCACCGGAAAAUUCCUGGGAUAUAUGGUCACUAAACAGGGCAUAGAAGUUAACCCGGAAAAAGUGAAGGCGAUCACAGCAAUGACUGCCCCAAGGACAAUCAAAGAAGUACAAACGCUGGCGGGAAAAGUCGUAGCACUCAGUCGGUUCGUAUCACGACUCGCCGAACAUAGUUUUCCUAUUUUUCGAGCGUUACGAAAGCGAAAAGAGUUCGCCUGGACGAAGGAAUGCCAAACCUCCUUCGAAAAUCUGAAACAGGUCCUUUCGAAACUCCCUUCGCUAUCUCCCUCAGAAGAAGGAGAAACUCUCUGCAUGUACCUAGCUGCAGGGAGUGAAUCCAUCAGCUCAGUAUUGUUCAGAGAGAAAGAUAAAAGACAGUUGCCCGUGUAUUAUACGUUGGGGAACGCCGAAGCAUCUGGGCGCAUGGUCAAAUGGGCCGUGGAAUUAGGCCAGUACAAUGUCGAAUACGAGCCCCGGACCGCAAUAAAAGGGCAGGCGCUGGUGGAUUUUCUACAGGAAACUACGCGCAUUGAGAACUCACAGCCAUGGGAAGUAUAUGUGGAUGGAUCUUCAACAAAUCAAGGUGCAGGAGCAGGUGUGUUGCUUAUAAAACCCAACAAAGAAGAGUUCCACUUCGCUAUAAAGUUCAAUGUUAGAGCAUCGAAUAACGAAGCCGAAUACGAGGCCUUGGCGCAAGGACUAGAGAUAGCACAAAAAAUGGGAAUAAAAAAAGCCAAAGUUCACUCCGACUCUCAAUUAGUCGUGCAACAACUAGCGGGGGAAUACGAGAUCAAAGAAGUACGAAUGGAAGCAUAUGUGAAAGUUAUCAAAACAUUGGUCGAAGGCUUUGAAGAGUGCGAAAUCAUCCAGAUCCCGCGAGAAUCAAACACACAAGCUGAUUUCUUGUCCAAAAUUGGCAGUUCAUCCGUGGACUGCAGCGAGCGGAAUAUAACCAUAUUAUCAACCAGUGGACGUUUCUUAGGAAGUAAUGGUGAAAAACUUGUUGCAAGUAUAGAAGAUCAGGAAGAUUGGCGAACACCAAUCAUUGCUCAUCUCAAAGGCAAUACAAUCUCAGAUCGCCGCACGCGAGAGCGAAUGGAAUACAAGGCCCGGCACUUCUACUUAAUAGGCGAAACCUUGUUUAAGAGAUUGUACUCGCAUGUAGAUGCCAGAUGUCUAGGAAGCAGCGAAGCUGAAUAUGUGCUGAAAGAGGUACAUGAAGGAUGGUGUAGCAACCAUGAAGGGGCGAGAACAAUAGGGGGGAGUAGAUGA